AUGGAAAUGGCCAUUGCACAGCCUUACCAUGUGCAUUACGCCCCAUUCUUCCUUCUCUUCCUAUGCUCCGCCCACAACAUAACCAAGAUCCUCGUGGGCUUCCCCGAGAACUCAUUCUUCAACUCCUACGUCAGCCAGACCAAGCUAGCUGACGAGAUCAACAGUCGCCAAGCCAUCAUCAUCCUCACCCUUGACAACGACACCAUGUCCACCCUCGCCGACAAGAAGCCCAUGUCUAUCAUCAAGAACGAGCUCGUCAUCCAUGUCGCCCUCGAUUACUUUGACCCCAGAAGCUUAGACCUGUUAAACGGGUGGACCCAUUUUGACACUUCUACAGAAGCUCCACCAGAUCCCCAAGGGCUCCACCCUCUCCACCACUCUAGACUAGAUCAUCGGGAUGCGCCCGAUAACACUAGCUUCGUCAACAUCACUAACCUCCGGGGGGAAAAGGUCGGUUUUGGCGCCACCGCCCCCGACUGGCAGCUCAACUCAUUGUACACCAAGUCGGUGAAGCAAAUCGCCUACAACAUCUCUGUCCUCCAUAUCAGUGCACCUAUCAUGUUCCCUGUAAUCCUCGCCACCCCGGCACCGUCGGCCUCGGACGUGAAUGUGACGGUGCUGCUUGAGAAGGCAAGGUGCAAGAUGUUCGUGAGCCUCCUCAUCUUGAGCUUUGAGAGAGAGCCAGCGAGCGAGAGAGAGCAUGAUUACGUGAGUGUGGAGAGUGAAGGAAUUAGAGAUUAG
Syzygium oleosum is the source of this 741-nucleotide messenger RNA. RefSeq names its product fasciclin-like arabinogalactan protein 8. The transcript is spliced from 2 exons. The coding region runs from base 1 to 741 and encodes 246 amino acids. Gene Ontology annotation, cellular component: plasma membrane. Lineage: Eukaryota; Viridiplantae; Streptophyta; Magnoliopsida; Myrtales; Myrtaceae. The record is from RefSeq and is a predicted model, not a curated record.